Manis pentadactyla (Chinese pangolin) is the source of this 1091-nucleotide messenger RNA. Its product is annotated as pleckstrin homology domain-containing family G member 4B-like. NCBI's taxonomy places the organism in Eukaryota, Metazoa, Chordata, Mammalia, Pholidota, Manidae. Gene Ontology annotation, molecular function: guanyl-nucleotide exchange factor activity. The record is from RefSeq and is a predicted model, not a curated record. The transcript has a single exon. Bases 574 to 867 code for a protein of 97 amino acids.
UAGUCUUAAUGCAGGUCCAAGCCUCCAGCCUCCUGCCUCCUGCCUCCAGGCUCCAGGCUCCAGCCUCCAGCCUCCUGCCUCUAGGUCCAGCCUCCUGCCUCCUGCCUCCAGGCUCCAGCCUCCUGCCUCCUUCCUCCAGGCUCCAGCCUCCUGCCUCCUGCCUCCAGCCUCCUACCUCCAGGCUCCAGCCUCCUGCCUCCUGCCGCCAGCCUCCUACCUCCAGGCUCCAGCCUCCUGCUUCCUGCCUUCAGCCUCUGGCCUCCUGCCUCCAGCCUCCUGCCUCUAGCCUCCUCCCUCCAUCCUGUGGGAGAACUUGCAUGGAUAGCAGGGACAGCAGCGAUUCCAACCCCACCAGGCUCAGGUGCCCUGUGUUCUCUUCUGCAGGAGGAACAGCUUGGCUUGUACGUGCUCUACAGCAAGAGCAAGCCCCAGGCAGACGCCCUGCUCCACGACCACGGCAACAUCUUCUUCAAGGUCAUCCCCCCUCCCCGCGAACUGCGUCACCCCCAGCCUGGUCGCACCUGACCCCCUCUCCUGCCCGUGCAGGGCAAGCAGCGGGAGCUGGGUGACAAGAUGGACCUGGACUCCUACCUGCUGAAGCCCGUGCAGCGCAUGGGUAAGUAUGCGUUCCUGCUCCAGGACCCGGUCAAGGAGGCCGGCCUCUGCCUGGCCCAACAGCAGGAGCUGGGGGAACUUGGAGCCGCCGAGGACGUGGUCCGCUACCAGCUGUGCCACGGCAACGAUCUGCUCGUCGUGGAUGCCAUCCGCGACUGUGACAUAAGCGUCCAAAGCCCUGACGUGCUCUCAUGCGCUCAGGACUCUGGGCUGGUGCAGGGGAAAAACAUGAUCAGGGCCGAGAACACAUGAACUUUCCUUCAGGAAAGUCCCCGAAACAGACACCUCCCAGAGGCCCCCCCAGAGACUCUACCAGAGGGGCAGGAGGGUGAGAGGAAGGACCCCAACGUCUGGGCCACUGGGGCAGUAGCUGCAUGCAUGAAAAGCAGGCUGGCUGCAGACCAGACUUACUGGAGCUGUUUUAAAUCAACUGGAUGCAUCGACAGUUCAGCUGUACUGUGGGGCUUUGGGGGUGC